Salarias fasciatus (jewelled blenny) is the source of this 1893-nucleotide messenger RNA. It is a transcript of the gene gabra1, whose product is annotated as gamma-aminobutyric acid type A receptor subunit alpha1. Lineage: Eukaryota; Metazoa; Chordata; Actinopteri; Blenniiformes; Blenniidae. Gene Ontology annotation, biological process: gamma-aminobutyric acid signaling pathway; monoatomic ion transmembrane transport; chloride transport. Gene Ontology annotation, molecular function: GABA-A receptor activity; extracellular ligand-gated monoatomic ion channel activity. The record is from RefSeq and is a predicted model, not a curated record. Gene Ontology annotation, cellular component: membrane. The coding region runs from base 311 to 1684 and encodes 457 amino acids. The transcript is spliced from 10 exons.
GGACUCUGUUACACAGAUUAGUUUGGUAGAUUUUUUUUUUUUUUUUUUUUUUUUGGUCGCUGCUGACAGACUGAGAGUUGAACUCACUAUAGCACCACCAAUGAACAGUCAGAGAGACCUGCGCAUAUCGUCAGCAGCCGCUUCUCCAGCCUCAAGCUAAAAUUCGUCAGAUCUGAGAUCACAGAGGAUUUUUUUUUUCCUCUCUCAUUCAGUCCGGCAAGAAAAGAUAUUCGCAAAAGUUUCAGGAUAUAGACAGCGGGCAUUGAAUAUACCCCGACGCAUCUGCUCAGUGAAAGGUCCUCAUAUUGCAAUGAUGUGUGGACGGAGCAGAGCGGCCUCUACGUUUCUGUGGUCUUGCUUGCUUGUUCUCAACAGCAUACUGAGUGGGAAAAGCACAGCAGUUAACUUGACAAGUGACAGUAAAGUGUUCACCAAGAUCUUAGACAGCCUUCUGGAUGGCUAUGACAAUCGCCUCAGGCCAGGACUGGGAGAGCGUGUAACUGAAGUCAAGACUGACAUUUUUGUGACCAGUAUUGGGCCAGUUUCGGAUCAUGACAUGGAGUACACCAUUGACGUCUUCUUCAGACAGAGCUGGAAGGAUGAAAGAUUAAAGUUCAAAGGUCCCAUGGCUGUGCUGCGUCUCAACAACCUGAUGGCCAGCAAGAUCUGGACUCCGGAUACCUUCUUCCACAAUGGCAAGAAGUCAGUGGCCCACAACAUGACCAUGCCCAACAAGCUGCUGCGAAUCACAGAGGAGGGCACGCUGCUCUACACUAUGAGGCUUACAGUAAGAGCAGAGUGUCCCAUGCACCUGGAAGAUUUCCCUAUGGAUGCCCAUGCUUGUCCGCUGAAGUUUGGCAGCUAUGCCUACACUCGAGCAGAGGUGGUGUACGUGUGGACCAGGGGGGCUGCCAAUUCGGUGGUGGUUGCAGAGGAUGGAUCCAGAUUAAACCAGUACGAUCUGAUGGGACAGAGCGUGGAUUCUGGCGUGGUUCAGUCCAGCACAGGAGAGUAUAUUGUGAUGACUACCCACUUCCACCUGAAGAGGAAAAUCGGCUACUUUGUGAUCCAGACUUAUCUACCCUGCAUCAUGACAGUCAUCCUCUCCCAAGUGUCUUUCUGGCUCAACAGAGAGUCGGUCCCUGCCAGAACUGUCUUUGGAGUGACCACUGUACUGACCAUGACCACACUGAGUAUCAGUGCCAGGAACUCUCUCCCUAAAGUGGCCUACGCCACAGCUAUGGACUGGUUCAUUGCUGUCUGUUAUGCCUUUGUCUUCUCGGCCCUCAUCGAGUUUGCCACUGUCAACUACUUCACCAAGAGGGGUUACGCUUGGGAUGGGAAAAGUGUGGUACCAGAGAAGCAAAAGAAGAAGAAGGAAUCUCUUCUGAAGAAGAACAACACCACAGCCUACCCAGCUGCUACUGCUACGGCCUUCGCCCCCAAUAUUGCCAGGGACCCUGGAUUGGCCACAAUCGCCAAAAGCGCCCCACCACCCCCUACCGAGCCCAAGGAGGAGCCAAAGCCCAAACCUCCAGAGGCCAAGAAGACCUUUAACAGUGUGAGCAAGAUAGACAGGAUUGCCAGAAUAGCCUUCCCUCUGCUCUUUGGAACCUUUAACUUGGUCUACUGGGCGACAUACUUGAAUAAGAAGCCCAAAUUGCAGGGGAUGACUCCACACUAAUCCAUGUUUCCAUUCCUUUUAAAAUUAUACCCGUAAUGAUUUCAUUUCUUUCUUAUCCCUCUUGAGAAAAAAACAAAAAGAAAAAAAGGUGUUUAUUUUCAGACAAACAUGGUGUCCAUGCUGGUUUCAACUCCCACUUGUUGCAUUGCUUCUAUGUUUAUCUAAAUUUUGAAGAUUUUGAAAAAAACAAAAUGCAGAAAAAAAAAGAA